Acanthosepion pharaonis is the source of this 756-nucleotide messenger RNA. Lineage: Eukaryota; Metazoa; Mollusca; Cephalopoda; Sepiida; Sepiidae. The record is from the annotation of a GenBank genome assembly.
AUGUUGAGAUUCGUUAUUCAAAAUCUUCGAUCUCAAGCAAUCAGCGCGUUUCAACCUCACCAACAACAGCAGUAUAGUCACCAACACGGUAACGAGACAUUUUAUAUAAACAUAACUAAUGUGAAAUCUAUCUAUCUAUCUAUCUAUCUAUCUAUCUAUCUAUCUAUCUCAUUCUGUUCAUAUCUAUCUAUCUAUCUCAUUCUGUUCAUAUCUAUCUAUCUAUCUCAUUCUGUUCAUAUCUAUCUAUCUAUCUCAUUCUGUUCAUAUCUAUCUAUCUAUCUUAUUCUGUUCAUAUCUAUCUAUCUAUCUAUCUAUCACAGUCUCUUCAUAUCUAUCUCUCUAUCUAUCUAUCUAUCUAUCUAUCUAUCUAUCUAUCUAUUCUGUUCAUAUCUAUCUAUCUAUCUCAUUCUGUUCAUAUCUAUCUAUCUAUCUAUCUAUCUAUCUAUCUAUCUAUCUUCUUAUUCUGUUCAUAUCUAUCUAUCUAUCUUAUCUAUCUAUCUAUCUAUCUAUCUAUCUAUCUAUCUAUCUAUCUAUCUUAUUCCGUUAAUUUCCAUCCGUGUCUAUCUCUCUCUUUCUCUCUCUAUCUUAUUCGUUUUUCUAUCUAUCUAUCUAUCUAUCUAUGGCAAAUCUUCAUUCAUCUAUCUAUUUCUAUCCCCGUGUGUCUCUCUCAUGCGAGGUCCUAGUAUAUUUUUCUUUGUCCGUCAGGUUUUCUCUCUCGGUGACCUGCUGACACAGUCACGACCGCUAUCUGGCUAA